AUGUCCAAUGGUACUGGAAACGAGGUCAGUUCGCUGUACCCGCCUCCACCCCCGUACGUAAAGUUUUUCACACAGACAAAUCUGGAGAAAUUGCCAAAAUAUAAGGAAAAUAAGACUACGAACACAGAGCAAGCUGCGCCGGGAGACGGCACCGGCAGCAGCGGUAAAGAUGAGCAGCGGGGGGAAGAGGAGAUUACUUGCGCCCUGGACUACCUGAUCCCGCCUCCCAUGCCCAAGAACCAGCAGUACCGAGCGUUUGGGAGCAUAUGGCAGGUCAAGGACCAACUGCCCGACCUCGAGACCAUGGGGCUCACCCAACUGUACAAAAAGUCCACGGAGAGCGAAAGCACAAACUACCAGUACAAGGUCCAAGAGCUGCGCAAACUGUUGAAGUCGCUCCUGCUGAACUAUUUAGAGCUCGUCGGGGUACUAAGCAUCAACCCGGACGUGUAUGAGCGCAAGGUGGAGGACAUACGCACCAUCCUCGUCAACAUCCACCACCUGCUCAACGAGUACAGGCCCCAUCAAUCCCGAGAGUCCCUCAUCAUGCUGCUGGAGGAGCAGCUGGAGUACAAGCGCGGCGAGAUCCGCGAGAUCGACCAGGUCUGCAAACAAGUACAGGACAAACUCACUAGCAUACAGGACACCUUGAGAGCCGGCACGCAUCCUCCCCCAUCGUCCUCCCCUUGA
Molecule: messenger RNA, 690 nt
Organism: Saccharomyces eubayanus
Lineage: Eukaryota; Fungi; Ascomycota; Saccharomycetes; Saccharomycetales; Saccharomycetaceae
Gene: MED7
Product: mediator complex subunit MED7
Exons: 1
Coding region: 1-690 (229 amino acids)
Biological process (GO): regulation of transcription by RNA polymerase II
Cellular component (GO): core mediator complex; mediator complex
Molecular function (GO): transcription coregulator activity
Source: RefSeq, a predicted model, not a curated record